This is a messenger RNA of Eubalaena glacialis (North Atlantic right whale), 1124 nucleotides long. RefSeq names its product chromosome 15 C18orf32 homolog (gene C15H18orf32). Gene Ontology annotation, biological process: positive regulation of canonical NF-kappaB signal transduction. The coding region runs from base 239 to 469 and encodes 76 amino acids. NCBI's taxonomy places the organism in Eukaryota, Metazoa, Chordata, Mammalia, Artiodactyla, Balaenidae. The transcript is spliced from 3 exons. The record is from RefSeq and is a predicted model, not a curated record.
CGUUACGUCCGGUGCGUCCUCAGGCUGACGCAGGCGCGCCUUUGUCGGUCCCUCUUGCGGUGCCCAUUGGGUUGGCUGCGGCACGUCCCCCCGCGACCCUCCCUCCGGAAGUGUGGACACUGCCACUGGGGCUUGGUUGCCGCGGGUGAGCGGGGCCGGGUGGGUCCGGGCUGCGACCGGGGCUUCGGGGCGCUGCGCAUUCUCCUGUCCUCACGCUCAGGAUCUCAAGCCUGGGACAAUGGUGUGCAUUCUCUGCAUCGUCAUUCCAGUUCUGCUCUGGGUCUACAAAAAGUUCCUGGAACCAUAUAUAUACCCUCUGAUUUCCCCCUUUGUUAGUCGUAUGUGGCCUAGGAAAGCUAUACGAGAAUCCAAGGAUAAAAACAAAGGCAAAAUAGACUGUAAGGGUGCAGACAUAAAUGGAUUACCGACAAGAGGACCAACGGAAACCUCUGAUAAAAAGAAAGACUAAAGUGAUGGUCCCAAAGGAUCUCAUUGUUUUAAAAAUAGAUCUGAUAGUCUGAAGCACCUUCUUUGUACUUGUCUCUGAUCUUUUUCCCUGAAACCAGAAUUUGGGUUAGAUAGUUUAGAUAUUUACCUGACACUAAUCAGGAAAUACCUGGUAUUUGUAUUUAAAAUGUAGCUAGUUAUAUUUAAUGACCUCAUUCCUGAGUUCCUUUUUCAUUAAAGUAGCUUUCAUUUCUUUUAUUGCAGUUUUAAAAAUAAGAAUAAAGAAAAGGUUCGUGCCAGUAGACACUGUUACUAAAUCAGUCCCUAAAAAUCCUUGGGCCUCUAGCUUUUAUUCAGGCUCUUCAAAUUUGAAGAGUGAGUAUAAUUUUACUGUGAAAGAGUGCAGUGAGACUGUGCAGUGAAAUGAAAGGUAGUUUUUGGAGAUGAUAAUGACUUGAAACAUAAAGAUGUAAUUACUGUCUCACUCAAUGGAGCAGCUUAUCUAUGAGAGUAGUAAUUACUGUUUAUUGCUCUGAGGAAGAUAGAAAAGACAGGGAAAUGGGGUAACCUCUCUGAAAAAUGGAACAUCUUUUACGUAAAUUGCUAAUGUAUAUUAUAAAAUUCUAAUUCUUGUAGCAUUCCUUCUGUUCCUACGGAUGUAUUAAAUAUUCAGUUUA